Messenger RNA from Dunckerocampus dactyliophorus (ringed pipefish), 974 nucleotides. RefSeq names its product zinc finger, CCHC domain containing 9 (gene zcchc9). Gene Ontology annotation, molecular function: zinc ion binding; nucleic acid binding. The coding region runs from base 96 to 884 and encodes 262 amino acids. The transcript has 6 exons. Lineage: Eukaryota; Metazoa; Chordata; Actinopteri; Syngnathiformes; Syngnathidae. The record is from RefSeq and is a predicted model, not a curated record.
CUCCCUUGUUACAUGUGUACUCCCAGCAAGGAAGACGAAGUCGACUUCCGGAAAAACAUAAACACAUGGAGUGAUUAACCUACCGAGGGUCAGCCAUGACGAGGUGGGCGAGGGCCAACAACAUCCACAAGAACAAGCCCGCAGAGGCGACUCCAUGGAGUCAGCUGAAGGCGAGAGGUGGUUCCAAAGGAGAACCUCAGAGGAACCACGCCACAGGACCUCAGCCAGGCGGCUCUGGAGUUAAAAAGCCCAACAGAAAGAAGAAGGACUACACCAAUGAGGAUGUGAACGGCUUUCUGGAGUAUUUGCAGCAGAGCGGACAGCCGGUGCCUGGCGGGGAGAAAGAUGGGCGGCAGGCAGAGAAGGAGCUGAGGGAGGAGGUGGAGGUGGCGUUGAAGAAAGACAGGAGGAGAGAAGACAGAAGGGUGAAGCGGCAGACGGACAAGAAGAAUAAAAUGCUGUGCUUCAACUGCAGGAAGCCAGGUCAUGGCCUAGCCGACUGUCCCGAGGCCGAGCGGGACGAGGAGAUGGGUCGAGGCAUUUGCUACCGCUGCGGCUCCACCGAGCACGAGAUCCAGAGGUGCAGGGCUAAAGUGGACCCGGCCGUCGGUGACUACCCGUACGCCAAGUGCUUCAUCUGUGGUCAGACGGGACACUUGUCACGCUCCUGCCCGGACAACCCAAAAGGGCUCUACGCUAAAGGAGGAAGUUGUCGAGUUUGUGGAUCAGUGGAACAUUUCCAGAAGGACUGUCCAGAACAUCAAAGCUCAAGUCACUCAUUGACGGUGGGCUGGCUGUCCAACAACAUGAGUGCAGACCAUGAGGAGGUCUACGUUCCGGUGAAGAAAAGCCAACCCAAGCAGACCAAAGUGGUCGUCUUCUGAUGACACACAUUUGCAGGUCACCUGACUUGUGAUGUCAGCGACUGCGCUUUUUGUAGUAGAUAUUUGAAUAAAACAUGGAUUCUGUUUUCA